Messenger RNA from Medioppia subpectinata, 1572 nucleotides. The record is from the annotation of a GenBank genome assembly. Lineage: Eukaryota; Metazoa; Arthropoda; Arachnida; Sarcoptiformes; Oppiidae.
AUGUUGUGGGGUCGCUUCAGUCACCGACUGGGUUCGCAAAUUUUGGACACCACAUGGAAAGCGACCACCCAGGGUCAAUCAAGCGGCUUACACAUGGGUCAAGUGGAGAAUGAUGGCCACAUCCUACCGGCCGGUGACCAAGCUUUUGACCCAUCCCUGGCCAUACCGGAGUCAUUUGACUCGCGUAAACAAUGGCCAGAGUGUCAGUCCAUCAAAGAGGUCAGAGACCAGGGAUCAUGUGGCUCGUGCUGGGCGUUCGCCGCCGCGGAGGCCAUGAGUGACCGCAUAUGCGUGGCGUCGGGCGGCAAACAACAGGUGGAGAUCUCGGCCGAGCAUAUACUGGCCUGCAGUGGGGCCGGCGAUUGCCCGUUCGGCGGCUCUUCCGCCGGUGCCUAUCAGUACUACAUAUCCGACGGUAUUGUGUCGGGCGGUCUGUACCAGAGCCACGUCGGCUGUCAGCCCUACAGCCUAAAGGGCUGCGAACAUCACGUUACCGGACAUCUGCCCCCUUGCCCUAAGGAGGACGACCCGACCCCUAAGUGCCAGCACAAGUGUGUCGCCGGCUAUAACGGCACCUAUCAGUCGGACCUACACUUUGGUAGCCGUGCCUAUAGUUUCAGUAAUAGGAAUGAGGAAUUACAGCAGGAUAUCAUGAAGAAUGGCCCCGUUGUCGCCAGUUUUACCGUUUAUGAAGAUUUUCUAACUUACAAGUCCGGUGUUUAUAAGCACCUGACCGGUGAUUAUGCCGGUCGUCACGCCGUGAAGAUCAUUGGAUGGGGUGUGGAGUCGGGUGUGGACUACUGGCUGGUGGCCAACUCGUGGAACCCCGAUUGGGGAGACAAAGGCUUUUUCAAAAUUGCCCGUGGUCAUAAUGAGUGCGGUUUUGAGCAGCAAAUAGUUGCCGGUUUGCCCAAGUGUACUUACUUACUACUCCACAUCUCACCAAGCUCAAACACAAUGGGCAAAUUAAUGCUGGUAGCGUUGUUGGCCGCGUGCGUAGCCGUGUCAUACCCAUCGCCCCAUGGCUUUAAAAGCAUGGAUGAUAUGGUAGACUAUAUUAACGGUUUGGACACCACUUGGAAGGCAACAAAAAACUUUGAUGCCCGAUACCUGGACACCGUUGGUCCCAAUUUGGGUCUCUUACCCCGCAAUCCGUCAUACGUUGCGGGCGAAGCACCCGCUUUCGACCCAUCGCUGGCCUUACCUGAAUCGUUUGACUCGCGUCAACAGUGGCCCGAUUGCAAGUCCAUCAAAGAGAUCAGAGAUCAGGCCUCGUGCGGUUCGUGCUGGGCGUUUGCCGUGGCCGAGGCUAUCAGCGAUCGCAUAUGCGUGGCGUCGGGCGGCAAACAACAGGUGGAGAUCUCUGCCGAGAACAUCAACGACUGCAGCGGCGCCGGCGGCUGUAACGGCGGUUUCAUGGAGGAGGCCUACGAGUACUACGUGUCCGACGGCGUGGUGACCGGCGGUCUGUACAAGUCCAACGUGGGCUGUCAGCCCUACACCAUUCCCGGCUGCGAGCACCACGUGUCGGGCCCUCUGCCCGCCUGUUCGGCAACAGUGCCCACACCCAAG